GGUAAAUAAAGAGAAAAACCACAAGUCUUAACCUGGAGUCUUCUCUCUCAACAUCGACUAUAUCUGAACUGAACCCCUAAACCCCCAUCUCUCCCUUUCUCAUUUCCCAAAUCCUCUCCCUCGGUGCAAUGUUGAUGGGGGGACUCAUCUCCGGCGCCACCGGCAGAUUCUCUGCUGCCCGGAGCCUGCUGAGGCCGUCAAUGGCCGGUGCUGUUCGCCAAUACAGCUUGAUACCUAUGGUGAUAGAGCACUCCUCUCGAGGGGAGAGGGCGUACGAUAUAUUCUCCAGACUUCUUAAAGAGAGGAUCGUUUGCAUCAAUGGACCAAUCAACGACGACACGGCGCACGUGGUGGUGGCUCAGCUUCUAUUUCUCGAGUCUGAAAACCCUUCCAAGCCCAUCCACAUGUACCUCAACUCCCCCGGCGGCCAUGUCACUGCUGGUCUUGCUAUUUAUGAUACAAUGCAGUACAUUCGAUCCCCAAUCAAUACCAUUUGUUUGGGUCAGGCUGCGUCUAUGGCUUCACUCCUUUUGGCUGCAGGUACGAAGGGUGAGCGUCGUGCCCUUCCAAAUGCUACCGUAAUGAUUCAUCAGCCUUCAGGUGGGUAUAGUGGGCAGGCAAAGGAUAUGACAAUUCACACAAAGCAAAUAGUUCGAGUUUGGGAUUCGCUGAAUGCAUUGUAUUCAAAGCACACAGGGCAGACAAUUGAGAUUAUACAGAAGAACAUGGAUAGAGAUUAUUUUAUGACCCCUGAUGAAGCAAAGGAAUUUGGGAUAAUUGAUGAGGUGAUUGAUGAAAGACCCAUGGCGUUGGUUACUGAUGCUGUUAGCAAUGAAGGCAAAGAGAAAGGCACGGAUUAACUUACCAAAAGAAAAGAAAGGCGCGGAUUAGUGUUAGUGGGAUGCUAGUGACAGCAUUUUUUACUUGAAAUUAAAACUGUUCUUGAUUUGGUUUAAUUUAUGGUAUGUUAUUGUCCUUUUUAUUGUUUUAAAAAUAUAUUAGUUUUGAUGUGGGAUAUUUGUGUUUUAUCU
Messenger RNA from Tripterygium wilfordii, 1031 nucleotides. RefSeq names its product ATP-dependent Clp protease proteolytic subunit 2, mitochondrial-like. Gene Ontology annotation, cellular component: endopeptidase Clp complex. Gene Ontology annotation, molecular function: serine-type endopeptidase activity; ATPase binding; ATP-dependent peptidase activity. Bases 129 to 860 code for a protein of 243 amino acids. The transcript has 2 exons. Gene Ontology annotation, biological process: protein quality control for misfolded or incompletely synthesized proteins. NCBI's taxonomy places the organism in Eukaryota, Viridiplantae, Streptophyta, Magnoliopsida, Celastrales, Celastraceae. The record is from RefSeq and is a predicted model, not a curated record.